Molecule: messenger RNA, 1590 nt
Organism: Aethina tumida (small hive beetle)
Lineage: Eukaryota; Metazoa; Arthropoda; Insecta; Coleoptera; Nitidulidae
Exons: 2
Coding region: 76-1389 (437 amino acids)
Source: RefSeq, a predicted model, not a curated record
AAAACAUUGAUUUUCCACAAAUAUAAACAUCAAUCUGACGUUCACCAUCAAAUCAAUCCAAAAAACGCCAAAUAUAUGGAAAUACAAGUGGAAAACCUCUAUUUACAAACGGACAUAGGUGAACUGUACGAAAUCGAAGAUCCGUCCGUCAGUCUCGUGACUCUGUACGAGGAUCCGGGUCCGGAAACUCCGGUCAAACCGAAAAGGAAACCGUCAUGCUCGCGCGAGAAGAGAAAACUGGCCCGUCAGUCGGGCAAGGAGUACAUAAACACGCGCAACAUGCUGGUGAAGGCGAAAAAAUUCAAAUACAAAAUAUGCGAUAAGUGCCCGUUCAAGUGCACGUCGCGCAUCACCUACGAGGCGGCCAAGUGCAUACACGACGAGUUCUGGAAGCUGUCCGACACGCUGAAGAACAAGUUCUAUGAACGGACGACGCAGAAGGAGUUCAAGAAGAGGGAACGUAAACGCAUACCGUCCAACGAGAAUUCGAGACGCACCUACAGUUUCUUGUACUUCUUCCACGUCGGUAGCGACAGGGUGAGGGUAUGCAGGGAUUUCUACGUCAAAACGCUGAACAUCAGCCCGAGACGUGUGGCCCAUUAUCACGAAAAGGUGUUCGAGGGUGUGGCGAUGCCGCACGUCGACGGACGGGGCAAGAAAACCAAGAUCAAAAUACCGGAGGAAACGCGACAACUGAUCAGGCAACACAUCAACUCGUUCCCCAGCGAGGAACUGCUGGAGUGCAAGCUGUUGGUGAAGUCACCGACCGCGUUGAACACCACCAAAAUGUAUGAAUUGUACGUCAAACAGUGCAUCCAAAACAACUUGCCGCCGGCAAAACUGUGGCUUUACCGGAAGAUAUUCCGGGACGAGAUGGUGUUGCGUGAACACCCCGAACGGCCUCUGCCGGAAGAAAUGGAAGUUUCCAUCUACGAGGACCCAAAUUGUGCCCUAGAAGACCACAACUAUUUGUACGACUUCGACCACCAGUUCUUGGACGUUCAGAUAGAGGAGGAUUCAAGCCAAACAGUCCAAUGUCCCAAGCCGUUCGAGUACAAGCAAUGCAAGAACUGCACCUUCAAUUGUCUGAGGAGGAUCAGCUACGACACGGCGAAGCAAAUACACGAGGAGUUUUGGCGCAUGAGCAACUACGACAAGAACAACUUCUACGACAAUACCACGGAGAGAACCGACAACAAGUACAGGCCGAACAAACGGGGCAAGCAGGAAAAGUACACGUUCCUGUUCUUUUUUUAUAUUAACAAUCAUAGGAUGCAGGUUUGCAGAGAGUUUUAUUUAAAUACUCUCUGUAUCAGCUUUGCCAGGGUCGUUUACUUUUACAAGAUCAAAUUGGAAAGGAUGAACAAGAGUUUGCAGGAAGAACUGUAACAGUUCUAGUGCAAAGAACGUAGAAUUUCAUUAAAAUGACACUUUGUUUUUGUUUUACAAGAGUUAUUUAUUUUUACACAAUCAAAAGAAUUGUUAUUGUUGAUGAAUAUGUUAUUUGUGAUAGAUUUUUGUUGAAUUUAAGACUGUUUAUUUACAAAUUAAUGUAUUUAUUGUCGAUGUCGAUAAAUAAAAUAUUUUUGA